Linum tenue is the source of this 3161-nucleotide messenger RNA. The record is from the annotation of a GenBank genome assembly. NCBI's taxonomy places the organism in Eukaryota, Viridiplantae, Streptophyta, Magnoliopsida, Malpighiales, Linaceae.
ACAAGGCCCAGCCCAAUUACGCAAACGACAAACAAGAUGAGGCUCAAAGGAGCCGAGAUUCAAGACUCAAGGAGUGAAUCUGACGAGCAAGCGGGAAAUUUUUUGACGAAACGUUUUGAAUUCCCAAUUCCCUCUGGAUUCAUUCACUGAGAGAAUCUCCAUGGCCGUUGCUCACUGAACUAGCAACCCUUUUGCUUGCAUUUUCCCACGCUUCCUCGACCAUUUCCCCCUACCCAAUCGAAAUUUCACACCAAAGUACGGGUAUUGAUUGCCUCGGAAGUCAUUUCGCGUCCGCCGGCGUACCCAAAAUCCUAGGGUUCCGAGGGUUUCACAUGAAGCCGUCCCCGCGGAAUGCAAAGCUCUACUCUUUGAGUUCAAAAUGAGCAACCACAAAGAGGGUGCAGGCGAAAUAAUACAUACGGUCCAGGCUGAGCGAGACUUAGGGGCUAAUUGGGAGGUCGAUCUUGCCAAGAAGCUCGAGGAUUACUUGCUGAAGAUUUGCUCUGGUGAAAUUAGGGGAACCGAGGAGGACGCUGCUCAUAUCUCCAUCAAUUUCGCUGAAGCUGCUUUACUCCUUCAGGGUUCGGUUCAGGUGUACAGCAGGAAAGUUGAGUAUUUGUACAACUUGGUUCUACAUGCGUUGGACUUCCUCUCUGAGAAGAGGCAGCAGGGACAGUCCGAUGAUGCUUCUGCCGAACAACCUGAGAAAACUGCUUCAAGGUCUAAUAAUGAUGACGAAGAAGAUCAAUUUUGGGGCUCAGAUGACAUCCCAGUGGAACCAAGGAAUUGCUUGGAGGCUUCUACCAGUAAAGAUGCUUCCUUUUACCAUUUCACAAAGCCACCAGCUAAUCUAGUCGUUCUUGAGGCUGAUUGCUUGGACACAGGUGGCGAUGGAGGGGAACUGGAGUCAUAUCUAUUAGCCACCUGCGAUCUCUACCGGGAUUAUGUCCUGUUAGAUCCUUGUGAUGCUCCUUCAGUAAAUGACUUCUUAGAUAAGGUCACUGGAAAUGGUCCGGCAUACAAGCCCCCCUCAGUCCGAAAAACUGGUCAUUCUUCAGCAAAACGAUCACGGAGGUCAUCCCUGGGAAAGAACCACGAUGCUGCUUUCAAUUGUUCUCCUAUUCCUGACUGUGGCUUGCAGGACAAUAACUAUGAUGUGGGUCCUGGCCCUUCAAAAGAGGGUAAUUUUGGAGCUGGUGAUCAAGGGUUCACUAUGGAUGAUAUGGAUUCACCACCUGGAAACUUGGAUGACUCAGAUUUAGACGAUGAAGAAAAUGAUCCAUGGAAGCCUUUGAAUCCUCAUGAACCUGGGAACUUAAAAGUGAAACCUUUCAAACGAGUACCCCUAAGAAGGAAUAUGGGGAACUCAACAAACUCCUCAAGUCCGAUAUCUAUUGCUGCAUUAUUUCCUCUCGCAAAGUUACAUGGCCCAAUUAGUCCCGAGUUCAAAGAAAUGUGGGAAGAGAGACGAAAAAAGCUUGAUCAGCUUGGGAACUCUCAAUCACAAUCUAACCCUUUAUAUGAAAAGUUACGGGAAUCACUUGCUGGCGGAGGGAAGAAAACUGGAAACUCCAGUGAUAAUGUUGAGAGUGACAAUUUGGACAAUGGUGAUGAUAAUGGUGACCCUGGGUUUGAUCAAUCUUAUGGUGAAAUGCCCGAAGCUACAUAUAUGGAUGAAGAUUUACCCCAUCAACAUAACAAGGAUUUUGAUGGUGGUACUAGCUUUGAUACCGAUGAUUGCUUUGAACAAGGAGAACCAAGUUCCCAAGCAAGCUUAGAGGAUCUUUGUCGCUCGCAUCUAGAUGCGCUUCUUGCUAACAUAGCUGAAUCUGAGAAGCAGACAGAACUAGCUGCUCGAGUUUCAUCAUGGAAACAAAAAAUCGAGCAGAACCUUGAAGUGCAAGAUUCACGACCUCCAUUUGACAUCCAUGUCUAUGGUGAUAGAAUUCUUGACAAAUUUUCUCUAGAAUCAGAAACUGAGACCAUCAAAUCCUUUGCUGAUAUUGUGAUGGGCCAAGAAAAGCAUGAUGUCGCCCGUUCCUUCUCUGCUAUGCUGCAGCUGGUGAAUGAUGGAGAUAUUGAUCUGGAGAAGAAGGCUGUUGCUGAUGGGAACUCAUUCUGUUACACUUCUGUGAAUCCAUUCCACGUUAAACUCCUCAAAAAGGAUGGAAGGCAAGCCCAUAGAAAUUUUAAGUUCUCCAAAAAGAGAGUCAAAUCACCACUCAUGAAAGCACGGAACAAGGAAGGCGCGAAGAAGCUCUCUAGAGAUAGAUCUCCGACUCCAAAGUCACCAUUAGGAAAUGGAUCACCCACGAACUCCAAGUUCGCUUCAAAGCUUCAGAAGAACAGCGGCAGAAGGUGCACUCCAGAGGGCAAAAGGAGAAGAAAAUCGAGAUUAGUCAAACCAAUUGACUUGCAUUCCCCCGUUUGAUGCACCAAUCAACUUCAUGCUUGCUGGGAGCAAAUUCAAUCUUUCAAGCUGAAUGGCUUCGAACAACAAACACAACAUAAAGGUGCGAACUUUAUCAUCACCUUUCCACCCUAUUGUAGAUUGAUUACUCUAGUGACAUAAUCCUGCGAUGUCCUCUGUAAUGUAUUUGGGUUUAAUUUAACUUAUGUUUAGGGAUCCACUCCAAAAUCUCUGAGGGUUCUUGUAGUAACGACACUUCGCUAACUACUAGAAGCCUAGAUUGAACAAUGGCUUUCUUUUUCUUUACAUGAGUCUGUAAUAACAUCAAGCUGACCAUUUGACUCUCUGUUGAUGACUGGAGGGUUAAUGUGAGAACUGAGAAUUGUGUCCAAGUUGUUUGUUAAGCUGCAUUGUUUAUGGCUUUGACUAUUGAGUCUGAAGAAAGAAUAGUAGUAGCUUGAAGUCUUCCGACCCGAGCAACCCUAUUUUCAGGAGAUGGCGUAGAGAAGUAGGAAUCUGGAAAAAAGGGUAUAGAACUAUAGAUAUCAAAUAUGUCAAAAGCCAUGAUGACUUUCUGUUCAACUAGUGCCUGCUGCAACGACUACAUAGCGCAGAGAUCUUUUUAUAGUUUAAUAAGCAUAGAAUAUCAGUUUGACUUUGACAAGAGGAAAGGAACCCAGUUUAUGAUUAUGAAGCAGUUUCAUCUUUCGUGUGAUUUGGGUGGAGUGGGAGCUACGUUAGCUGUCAAUCC